Molecule: messenger RNA, 510 nt
Organism: Ornithodoros turicata
Lineage: Eukaryota; Metazoa; Arthropoda; Arachnida; Ixodida; Argasidae
Product: THAP domain-containing protein 5-like
Exons: 3
Coding region: 1-510 (169 amino acids)
Source: RefSeq, a predicted model, not a curated record
AUGGUCUACUGUUGCGUGCCCAUCUGCAAGUCUGACGGGAACAAGGUUCGAGAUGAAAAAGUUUCGUUUCACGAGUUCCCGUCGUCCGGGCUUCGUGACGCGUGGAUUAAGGCUAUUUCAAGGUGUGGCCGCAACAACGAGCUGUGGCGACCAAACGACCGAUCCCAGGUGUGCUCGCGGCACUUUAUGCCCGAGGACUACAAGGAAGGGCUGAAGAUAAGAAAGCUCAAGCCAACAGCCGUGCCUUCAGUUUUUCCACAGUACCCAAGCUACAAGCAGCCCUGCCCAAAGAAACCACGAAAAGCCCCAAAACAAAGGGCAGAGAAUACUGGGGGACCAGCAGAACGGCAAAAGCGCUCCUCAGGUGCCCCCAAGAGACAGCCUCUCCAAGAAGCAGAUGAAAACAGGGACCCCACUUUCCAUCGGCUGCCCCUGACAGAGGUGGAGUGUGACCCAGCAGAAGGGAACUGUACUGGUGAAAUCAGUAAUCCAGCACUAGCGGCAGUGUAG